GUUCCCCUCCCUCCGCUCAUGACCUAGACUGCUGGCUGCUGCGGUGCUGCGCCGCCGCCAGAGGCAAGGGGUUCCCGGGCGCGGGGGGCGGCGUCUGCAUCUGCUUGAUGCCGAGUGCCGGUGAUGGAUUCCGGUGAAGAGGUGGAUUGGAUAGGGAUAGCUGCUGCUGUCGAACUCGAAGAAGCUGGAGCUGAGGCUGCUACUGCCAAAGAAGCUACGAGUGUGGCAAGGGCAGUGGCUUCGGCGCCCAGAUCAACCAACCGGAAGCGACCACAUGACUCCGACGACUGGCCGGGCAUUCCUUUGGCAUUUAAUUUACCUGAUGUGGAUCCUGAUCCUGGCACACGCAAGCAAAUUGAAGAGUAUGCAACUCCAGAAAUUAGAGAUGAAAUGAGAAGGGCAUAUUUGUCGAAAGGUGUGGGGCAUUUGUAUGGUCAUGAUUUUUCUCGUACUCGUUUUGGGUAAGAUUGGCGGAACUUCAAAAAAGCAUGGUAUAAAGAGUAUGAUUGGCUAGAGUAUAGUAAAGAGACAAAAUCUGCCUAUUGUUUCCAUUGUUUUCUUUUCAAGCCUCCAAGCAUUGGUGACAAGUUUGGCUAUGAUGUCUUCACUAAGAAAGCCUCCAAGCAUUGGCGGAACUUUUGUGCUGCAAGAAAUAUAAUAGCGCUCAAUAUGGAUGAUAACAUUUCAGCAAGGGGUUACCCAAGAAGAUCACGCAAAAUGGUUACUUGUCUCCAUCAUUACAAGGUAACUAUAUUCAAUGAGGUGUUGGAUAGAAACAUAGUUGAGAUGAAUAAUCGAUUUAGUGAAACUUCUACACGCUUGCUGAAGUGCAUUGCUUGC
Molecule: messenger RNA, 840 nt
Organism: Triticum urartu
Lineage: Eukaryota; Viridiplantae; Streptophyta; Magnoliopsida; Poales; Poaceae
Source: RefSeq, a predicted model, not a curated record